Molecule: messenger RNA, 3622 nt
Organism: Lontra canadensis (Northern American river otter)
Lineage: Eukaryota; Metazoa; Chordata; Mammalia; Carnivora; Mustelidae
Gene: REPS2
Product: RALBP1 associated Eps domain containing 2
Exons: 18
Coding region: 121-2088 (655 amino acids)
Biological process (GO): endosomal transport; endocytosis
Cellular component (GO): plasma membrane; cytoplasm
Molecular function (GO): calcium ion binding; protein binding
Source: RefSeq, a predicted model, not a curated record
GCGGGGCGUGGGGGCGGUGGCGGCGACGGCCAAGGCCGAGACCGAGGCGGCGGAGGCUGAGGCGAAGGCGGCGGCUCCGUACCCCGUGACGGUGCUCCGUCGGACCCCGUUCCGGGCCCCAUGGAGGCGGCGGCGGGCGGGGGCUGCGGCUCCGGGCCGCCGCUGCUGCUGAGCGAGGGCGAGCAGCAGUGUUACUCCGAGCUCUUCGCGCGUUGCGCCGGCGCCGCAGGCGGGGGCCCGGUGUCCGGGCCCCCUGAGGCCGGCAGGGCCGUCCCUGGCGCGGUCACCGCAGCCGCGGGCACCGUGGCCGACCUCUUCCGGGCGUCGCAGCUGUCCGCCGAGACGUUGCACCAGAUCACAGAACUGUGUGGUGCAAAGCGAGUUGGUUAUUUUGGUCCAACACAGUUUUACAUUGCCUUAAAACUGAUUGCUGCAGCACAGUCUGGCCUCCCUGUACGGAUAGAGAGUAUUAAAUGUGAACUGCCACUGCCUCGCUUUAUGAUGUCGAAGACCGACGCUGAGAUACGAUUCGGGAACCCGGCUGAGCUUCAUGGGCCCAAGUCUCAGAUUCCGUAUUCAGUCACAGAAAAAAACACCUUCAAGAGAAUGGACGAUGAGGAUAAGCAGCAGGAAACACAGUCUCCCACGAUGUCACCCCUCGCCUCCCCUCCUUCUUCCCCGCCUCAUUACCAGAGGGUGCCCUUGAGCCAUGGCUACAGCAAACUGCGGAGCAGCACGGAGCAGAUGCAUCCAGCUCCUUAUGAAGCUAGACAGCCCCUUGUCCAGCCUGAAGGAUCCUCGUCGGGGGCCCCUGGAGCCAAGCCCCCUCGGCAUCAAGCUUCCCUUAUUCGGUCCUUCUCCGUGGAGAGAGAACCACAUGAUAACAGCAGUAAUUACCCGGAGGAACCCUGGAGGAUAACAGAAGAACAGCGCGAGUACUACAUCAAUCAGUUCCGAUCCCUUCAGCCUGACCCGAGUUCCUUCAUUUCAGGUUCUGUGGCCAAGAACUUCUUCACCAAAUCAAAGCUUUCCAUUCCAGAACUCUCCUACAUAUGGGAACUUAGUGAUGCUGACUGUGAUGGAGCCCUGACCCUGCCUGAGUUCUGUGCCGCGUUUCAUCUCAUCGUGGCUCGGAAAAACGGCUACCCACUGCCCGAGGGCCUGCCUCCAACUCUGCAGCCAGAGUACCUGCAAGCAGCCUUUCCUAAGCCCAAGCGGGAGUGCACACUAUUUGAUUCUUAUUCUGAGUCAAUGCCUGCGAACCAACAACCCCGUGACUUGAAUCGGAUGGAGAAGCUAUCUAUUAAAGACAUGGCUGACUUUCCUGUUCCAGCCCAAGAUGUGACCAGUGAUGACAAACAAGAACAAAACAAAGCACGUGUAGCUUUGAAAAGUACUGUGGAUGAAGCCUUGCCAAAGGAUAUGUCUGAGGAUCCAGCCACUUCUAAGGAUUCCAACAGUCUCAAAGCAAGACCAAGAUCCAGAUCUUACUCUAGCACCUCCAUAGAAGAGGCCAUGAAAAGGGGCGAGGACCCUCCCACCCCGCCACCGCGGCCACAGAAAACCCAUUCCAGAGCUUCCUCCUUGGAUCUGAAUAAAGUCUUCCAGCCCAGUGUGCCAGCUACUAAGUCAGGAUUGUUACCUCCACCACCUGCGCUCCCUCCAAGACCUUGUCCAUCACAGUCUGAACAAGCGUCUGAGACCGAAAUACACCCCCAGCUGAACAGAACCCCCUCUCAAGCUGCAGACAGUAGUCCAACCAAGAAGGACAUACCAUAUUCUCAGCCUCCAUCAAAGCCCAUCCGAAGGAAAUUCCGACCUGAAAACUCAGCUACAGAAAACCAAGAGCCUUCUAGCACUGUUGGCGGGCCAGCGUCUGCAGCGACUGGGAAACCCCACACAGCAGUCCAAAAACAGUCUUCCAAACAGAAGAAGGCAAUUCAGACUGCUAUCCGCAAAAAUAAAGAGGCAAAUGCAGUGCUGGCCCGGCUGAACAGUGAACUCCAGCAGCAGCUCAAGGAGGUUCAUCAAGAACGGAUUGCAUUGGAAAAUCAGUUGGAACAACUUCGUCCAGUCACUGUGUUGUAACCCCCAAGAUUCAAGUAACAGUGGGUGACUUUUUCUGCCAAGAUAUUUCCUUUGAAUAUUUCAACCCAACUAAUUGUCAUAGAGAUGUCCAAGACUGUGUGAAAAACUGCAAGCCGCGGAAUAUAAUCCACAUUUCCUUUUCUCUUGUACGUCCCUUAGACAUUUUACUCUGGUGGAAAAAAUACAACUGAUUAUCACACUUGAAACUGUAAUUUCAGUGGAAUUUAUCUUCCAUUCUUAAGUACUUCCUCAAGUUGUUAGAUGUUGCUCCUUACCAAAAACCAAUCUUCUAGCAAUUAAAAACAAGUAGAGCAUUAUUUAUUUAAAGAAUUUAUGAUUUGUAUAAAAUAUCAAUACCUAGUACCUUCAGGAUGCUUGUUUUAUUUUUGUAUGUAUAUCAAAUACAGUAGGUUGGUUUCCUGAAUAAUUGGGAUUCCAACUGGAUAGUCUUUGGCAUGAUGAUAAUAAAAGUGAAAACUAAAACAAGAACAUCAGAUUUAGACAGGCACUGUGCCCUCUGCCACCAUAUGCCAAAAAUUGCUUCUCUAGUGCCAUUUGGACAUUGUAUCUAGCUAUAAAUAAUACAUAACUAUUGUUUUCUGUUGAAUGACAGAGAUUUAUUGGGUCUUUGCACCUCUGUAAAGUGGAAGUUUUGUCAAAGAUCUAUUUACCUUGGCCCAGCUAGGCCAUCAACUCCUAGAACUCAGUCCUUUCAUGUCAAUUUUUGGGCAAGAGCAGUCUGCUUUAAUCGCCUCACCUGAUCAAAUUAAAUAAAUAGUUGUCAGAUCUCUACUUUUAUCCUGCAUGGGAUACCACGUCUGUGAAUGCAUGAUUUUGGAGACCACACAUCAGAUGUGAAAGGCUGAAGAGACUGUUUGGACUGAUCAAUAUUUGUUGCUUGAACCCAGGUACCCACCCUGGAGAAGAAGGGGAAAUGGUGGUUACCAGCAAUCCAACAACUCUGGUAGUUAUUUUUGUCUUUGUUAUUUUAACACGGAUUGUGAUUGUAUUGAGUAUGAAGGAAUAAUGAAAGAAAACUGAUCUUCACUCUGGAUAUACAACUGUUUGUUCUCUGUGAAGUCUACCUUGGGAAGUGAUUGGUUUAUGCACUGACUAGCGGAGCCCAGCUGUCUCCAGUGUAUGUGAUGUAAGACCGUGAGCUCAAAUCACACGAGCCAGUAUGCUGUAGAAGUUUUGGUCACCCGCUCCUCCUGAAAGCCCAAGGUGAAAGUGGGAAGUGAGUGACCCCACAGGGAUCAGGGCAUGCCCACUCUCACAUCACUUUGAGAGACUGAUUACAAGAAAUGCUCUCUCUUGUGCAUUUUGCUAAUUUACCCAUUCUUAGAGUGGAGGUGUGGGGUGUGCCUGGGGUCCUUUUUGAGGUGGUUUAGGAUAAGGGAUUAAGCCUUUGGUUGCCAUAGAGUUGACAGCUUUUAGAAUAAGGAGGUGUUUAUUUAAUGCUCCCUUAUUUUAUUUGCAAGCUUUAUCAAUGGCUUAAUGGUAGAAGAGAAAGGCUCAAGCAGAUGUUUUCCCA